CGAUAGCAUCGACCAGUCGACGGAAAGUGGAAACGGCAGUGUUGAUCUGGAAUAUUCCGGCAGCCACCGCCUGCGACGGAGACGCUGAUGCCUUCUUUCCCCUUCCUCCGCUAUUCUGCACAUCUUGAAAGCUCUUUUUUUUUUUUCUUCUUCCUAAUUUCUUAAUAACAUCACACAUUAUUUGAGAUUGAUGGAAUAAUAAAUGGAAUUAGACCACAAGGAGUGGGAUGGGAUCUACCACGUCUCUGUAUGCAUCUGUAAAGCAAGUCUGGGUAAUUGGGCCGACCUUCAUGCGAGUUCAGAAGAGUGAGUAGACUACUGCAAUUCUAAGACUAAAAAUAAAUUAUUACACGUGUCACAUUCUCAUUGACGGGUACCUACAAAAAUUUCUCCUCAUAUCGACCAAAACAAAACCUUAAACCCUCAAUUCACAGCUGCAUUAUCAGAGUUUCUGCGAGAGAGCUCGUCUUAUUCUCAGCGUCUGAGAACUAGUCGCCAUGACAGACCCAAUCCGUUACGCAUCUCCGGACGACGAGACGAAGAAGACGACGCACAAGAGAAAGAGAGGGAAGAAACCAUCGGAAGAAUCAGAGCCUCGAAACCCUUAUCAGGCCCAACAAAACGAAGAAGAGGAGAAAGGAGAAGGUGAUGAUGACAAUAAGAAGGAGAAGAAGACGAAGAAAAUGAAGGGAGAGGAAGCAGAGGCCAACGCAGAGGGGGUGGAGGAGGAGAAUAAGAGGAAGAAGAAGGUCAAAAGUGGUGGAGGGUCUGGGAUUAUGAGCACAGACUCCUUUGGUUCAUUGAAUUUGUCUGCCAACACUUUCAAGGCCAUUCAGGAACUCAACUUUCAGUAUAUGACUCAGACCUAUGCCGUGGCAAAGGACCUUCUGAAGUACCACUCACAUACUGUUGACUUGGUUAUCGGUGGUGCAGCUAGGAGAUGUGAAGCAGAACGUCUUGUAAAAGGAGUAAAUCUAUUGGUUGCAACCCCUGGUCGACUUCUUGACCAUCUCCAGAAUACCAAGGGAUUCAUAUAUAAGAACUUGAAGGUCAUUCUCAUCUUUUCUUCGGCAAUUUUGUUGUAGUUUUUUCAAAAGUAUCUGGAAAUUGGCCCUUCAACUGCAUCCACUUGCAGAAGCCAUUACCAUGCUUUUGUUCAACGCACUUUUUAUUCCAUGUGCAAGCAGUGGUAAAUGGAACCAGCAGAAGAAGGCCUCCAUUUGAGGACAUCAGAAAUGUUAGGAUCAAGCUGAUAACAAGGCAUAAAAGACUAGAAUAACCAAGAGACUCAAAGGAGAAUGUACCAAUGAGUGCCUUGGGAUAUAAGUUUCAUUUUGCUUUAAUUUCCACUGAAGCACAUCGAUGAAAGAAAAAAUGAAUGUCAUCUUUCCUUGUACAUUUUUCUAUGUGCAGUAUAAAGACGCUAACUCAUUCACUCU
Molecule: messenger RNA, 1439 nt
Organism: Prunus mume (Japanese apricot)
Lineage: Eukaryota; Viridiplantae; Streptophyta; Magnoliopsida; Rosales; Rosaceae
Product: DEAD-box ATP-dependent RNA helicase 27-like
Molecular function (GO): ATP binding; nucleic acid binding
Source: RefSeq, a predicted model, not a curated record